CAUCUUUCAGUUCCACCUUUCCCCCUCCUCUAUGGUUGUUCAAUCCACUCUUGCCUAACAUUGCGUCUCUAUGUCCUCCUGGUAACACACGUGUAGAUGGCUGCCCUGCAGUUCCACGAAUUGGGACUAGACGACCGGCUUCUGAAGUCUAUAGCAGAUUUAGGAUGGGCCAAGCCAACUUUGAUCCAGGAGAAAGCUAUACCAUUGGCACUGGAGGGGAAGGACCUGCUUGCCCGUGCCAGGACAGGAUCUGGGAAGACAGCUGCCUAUUCUAUUCCUAUUAUCCAGAAUCUUCUUCAGGCAAAAAUGACAGUGUCAGAACAGGCCAUUCGGGUUUUGAUUUUGGUUCCCACUAAAGAGCUUGGUCAGCAGGUUCAGCAGAUGAUCCGACAGCUGACUGUGUAUUGUGCACGUGAUAUUAAAGUUGCCGAUAUUUCUGGCCAGGCUGACAUCUCUGCUCAGAGACCAAUCCUAAUGGAGAAACCUGACAUUGUAGUUGGGACUCCUUCCAGAGUGCUGACCCACAUGACCCAGCAGACAAUCUGUGUGCGCGAUACUUUGCAGGCACUGGUGAUAGAUGAGGCUGACCUUGUCUUUUCUUUUGGCUUUGAGGAAGAUUUAAAAAACUUGCUUUGCCAGCUACCGAAGAUAUUCCAGUCUUUCCUUAUGUCUGCUACAUUCAGUGAGGAUGUUCAGGCUCUGAAAGAACUUGUCCUGCACAAUCCUGUGACCCUGAAACUGGAGGAGUCUCAGCUCCCUGACUCGUCCCAGCUCACCCAGUACCACAUCCAGUGUGAGGAAGAGGACAAGUUCCUACUGCUCUACACUUUGCUAAAACUCUCGCUUAUUCGAGGGAAAACCAUCAUCUUUGUGAAUGAGGUGGAUAGAAGCUAUCGUCUCAAGCUCUUCCUAGAGCAGUUCAGUAUCCCAGCCUGUGUCCUAAACUCUGAGCUCCCAAUUCAUUCACGGUGUCACAUUAUCAGUCAGUUUAACCAAGGAUUCUACGAUUAUAUUAUUGCAACUGAUGAGCACUCUCUAGCAGAUCCCUCUGUGAAAGGAAGGAGGGGAGAGGGAAAGAAAAAAGGAGGAAAAGGACAAAAAGGCCAAGAUAAAGAGUAUGGUGUAUCCCGGGGCAUCGAUUUCCAGAACGUGUCCACAGUACUGAACUUUGAUUUUCCCCAGUCUGUUGAUUCCUAUAUACAUCGUGCAGGCAGAACGGCUCGUGCUAACAAUCCUGGAGUUGCUCUUACCUUUGUGGCACACACCGAGCUCCCCCUUCUGUCUGAGGUUGAGGAGGCACUAGGUGGUGGUGUGCCUGAUGAACAUGUACUGAAGCCGUACCGUUUCUGCAUGGAGGAGGUUGAGGGUUUUCGCUACCGUUGCCGGGAUGCAAUGCGGUCAGUAACCAAACAAGCCAUUAAAGAAGCACGACUAAAAGAGAUUAAGGAGGAGCUGCUCAAUUCAGAGAAACUUAAGACAUAUUUUGAGGAUAACCCCCGGGACUUCCAACUUUUGCGCCAUGACAAGCCCUUGCACCCUGCAAUUGUUAAACCUCACCUGAAGAAUGUCCCAGAGUACCUCAUUCCCCCAGCCCUGCGUGCAGUUGCCGAUAUCCAUAACAGGAAAAGGAAGAGGAGAAAGCUUAAAGCUGGAAAUUUAGGCUUCCAGGGGACAAGGUCAAAGUUUCAAAGGGGACAAAACCCACUGCGCAGCUUCAAAUAUGCAAAGAGCAAAAGGAGGAGAAAACCUGAGUAAGAUCUUCCAACUGUGGCCUUUUGCGCCCACUCAGCCAGCAGGACCAGUGGGAUGUGUGUGGACAGGUUAAAGGACAGAGGAAUAUCAGAUCCCCUGAAAUGCUGGGUGUCAAAUAUGUGCAGUUAAGCACUUUGCUAAGACAUAAAGGCUUUCUAGUUAUGCCCAAUGUACUUCCCAGGCCGUGCCCUCCUGGCUUCCUCUGUUUCUCUCAAUUCCUGUAGGUCUCUCCACAACCAACUGCUAGUCAUUUCUUGAGACAAAGAGAAAUCCUAAUCCAUCUCCAUGCCCUACUUUGUAUGAAAAUCAUUAGCUAUUUAUUCUCCUGGAGAGUGACUUGUGCACAUUCUUCCCUUGUUCUGUUACCCAUGUUCAGUCACCCCAAAGGAGAAGUAGUAGUAAAGUUUUCAUGACUUUUGCAGAGGCCUGCAGGCUUCCUGGGGUUUGUGCCCCCCAGACUGCUUAUCAAUUCAAAAUACUUCUUUAAAUGAUAUUAACAUUUUAAUACAAUAAAGCCCCUCAAAAAAAAGUGUUGAAGGACAAGCCUUUAUACAGUAUUUAUCUUGCCUGUCCUGUGCCCCCUUUCAUGUAUGGCCCACGUUAUAUUACACAGGUGAUGCUACCCUGGGACAGCUAUUCUGAGCCACACAUGGGCUAGAUACACAGGACUUGGACAUACUAGCUGUACAGCAUAGGUAUAUAAUACACAAGAUCCAUCCUGGUAAUGAUAUUGUUAUAAACUGUGCAUAGUGAUGUCAUUUAUAUUCCAUGAUUUACUGAAACUUGUGUAUUAUAAUGAAUAAUGUACCCCCUGUUGUAAAAUAUGAGGAUAUUAGAAGACACCUCAAAGUUCCAUGACACCUAUAAAAGCACUUGGCCUUGUGCCUUUAUAUGGUCAAGGAACUCCUCGGUUACUAAUGGGGGAAACAUUAUUCUCUAUAUAUUAUAUAUAAUAUUUUUAUACUGCAGUUGAAUUUGUAAUAUUUUUAAUUGUAACUUCACCUUUGAUAGAAGAAAGUGUUGUACUUUGUGAUCUUAAUGUUCCCUUGAACAGAAAGUUGCAUCUGAACCUCUGUUGUACAGCACUGCAGGGUUGCAAGUUGUCAUUACAAAAGGCAGUUAAAAAUCACAGUUUCAGUCAAUUUGAAGAUCUUACAUUGUGCAAACUUGUGAAUUUUUUUUUUUUUUUAACAUAAUGAAUUUUUCAAAAUCGAAUUUCAGAUUCAACAUGAACUUUAGCUAGACAUUACUGUUAAUAUGUAUUAUAAAGGGUUUGUGGCUCAUUAACUAAUGUCCAAUAAACCAGUGGGAUUCAA
This is a messenger RNA of Xenopus tropicalis (tropical clawed frog), 3068 nucleotides long. It is a transcript of the gene ddx56, whose product is annotated as DEAD-box helicase 56. Lineage: Eukaryota; Metazoa; Chordata; Amphibia; Anura; Pipidae. Gene Ontology annotation, molecular function: nucleic acid binding; hydrolase activity; nucleotide binding. Gene Ontology annotation, cellular component: cytoplasm; nucleolus. The record is from RefSeq and is marked provisional.